UCAAAAAUUAUGAAGUAAGACGGGGCGUCGAUAGUUGCAUUCUGUCCGUAAUUUUCAAAUUAGAAAAUGUAAUUAUACUAAAACAGAUAAACAAAUACGAUGGACGAACACGAAUUCUUCCGACAGACGGUCCAGCAUCUUGCCCGCUGUUUAUCUUGCUUGAAUCCAACACCAUGGGAGAAGGUGAACACACUAUUCAUGCUGUGCCCACAAGCAAGUGCCAAUCUACUAGUAACAUCUCGCAGUCAAGAGGCAACCAUUGCACUCGGCUUAUACUUUCUGCAGAGUGGGCUACAACAUCAGGAUAAACUGCUACCAUACUUCCUGAAGAUCCUUAAGUGUCUAACUAAUGCACAAUAUGAAGAACCAUUGUGCAGAAUUAAGUUUGCUGACCGUAUACCAAUGGCAGAAAAAUUUAGUUUCUGCCUUAAUACAUUACUUUCCGAUGUCGCUUCAAAGCAGGCUUCUCUUCGCGAAGAGAUCAUCACAGCACAAAUAGAAUUAAUGUCCAACCUCACUAAAAUCAUAAUCAGUUGUCACGAAACCAAGGAUUAUCAGAACACAGUGUCUAAGCUUCAACUCUGCAAGAGUACCAUACCAACACUGAUUGGUUUAGCCCGAUCUAUGGGCAGAUAUGCGACUGUGGACCCACCCUUACUUUGCAGACUGUUCCCUCAACCACCAAGUCCAGUAAAAUCUAAAGAACCUGAACCUAACUUCGAGUAUUCCACAUUAGAUAAGAAAAGGAAAUUUAAUCAAUUCAGACCGAUCAUACCAAGGUCUUUAUCUGGCAAUUUGAAUCCAAACAAUGAAGGUAUUAUGGAAAAUGGUACGGACGCAUCUGAUAGUACUGGUGGCACAUUGAAACGUGGUUCUUUACAUAGCUAUAGCUCAGUACCAUAUGAUCCUACAACUUACUUCUUUCAUAAGUUUGGUUCGAGCUUCAACCAGUUCCCUUAUAUGAGGUUUUCUGAAUCACCGGAGAAGAGAAUCAAUGUUCAAUUCUAUGUGACUUAUCUACAAUCGAUUCUGUCACUUGCUAAGAAGCUGUUGACCAAAGAUUUAUUGGCGUUUUUGGAUGAAGAAGCUGAGGAUAUUCAUGCAUCUGGACAAAUUCAGGUGUUUCCAUAUAAAUCUUUUUCUGAAACACUAAAUUUGGUCAUGGUGACAUUGCUAAGGGAGAUUUUACAACAUCAGAAAGACUUACCAGGCCCAUUUACCAAAGAUGUCCAGGAAUUCGUGAAAUGUUUAUUCCUGAGUGGUCAAACUGAGCUACAGAGUCGACACCACGAUGCUUCAGAGAAAGAAGACCGAGAGACGAACUUCGCGACCGUGAAUAAGUUUAAAGUAAAUGUGAUGGCUAACUCCGCUUGUGUCGACUUACUCGUCUGGGCUAUAGGAGAUGAAACAGGUGCGGAUUCUCUUUGCGGUCGUUUAACUGAGAAGAUAAAUUCAAAUCAUAACCAUAAGUUGAUAUUAGCUCAUAUGCCGUUACUGAUGGUGUGUUUAGAGGGAUUGGGUAAACUAGCAACCAAGUUCCCAUCUAUAGCGAACACGUCGAUAUAUUGCUUGAGAGAUUUUCUUGUAACUCCUUCGCCGAUAUUAUUCAAACUACACAAGCUGGAGUUGGAGAAAACUGGCAAAGAGCAUAUGAAAGUUACAUUGCAAGGCAAAGAGUUGCAAGGUACGGCGGCGCGCGGCGUGCCGGUGAAGUCGACGCCGUUCGAGAAGCUGCGCGACGCCGCCAUAGAGAACCUGUGCGUGGCGCUGGAGGCCGCGCUCUCUGCCGACCCCUACUGCGUACCGGCGCUCGUCGGCUCCGUCAGUAACAGGCUCUUCACUGCUGAGACUAGUGAUAGUGAGUCUUCGUUAAUAAGCACAAACAUCGUGAUAAUGCUGGGCCACGUGUCAGUCGCGUUGAAGGACACGCCCAAGACAACGGACACCAUCUUACAAUUCUUCCAGCAGAGGUUGUGCCGUGCCCCGUCAUCCUUGGACACGCUGAUAGUGGACCAGCUGGGCUGCAUGGCGCUGGCCAGCCCCGAGGGUCCGGCGCACGAUGAGAUCAUGAGGAUGUUCACCGUCAUCACCGUGGAGGCGGCCAGCGCUGCGUACCAUCAUACUGAUGAUAGGAAACAGUAUAGACACGUGUCGGGCGCCGUGCUGAACGCGCUGGCGAACGUGGCGGCGAAUGCGCGCGGCGCGGGCGCGCGGCUGGAGCUGCUGACGCGGCUGCUGGAGCUGUUCGUGCAGCUGGGGCUGGGCGGCGAGCGCGCCACCGACCGCGCGCCCGCGCCCGUGCUCAAGGCCUCCGCCAGCGCCGGCAACCUCGGCGUGCUCGUGCCGGUCAUUGCGGUCCUAGUCAAAAGACUACCUCCAAUAAAGAACCCAAAACCGAGACUUCACAAGCUAUUCAAAGAUUUCUGGCUGUACUGCGUCGUUAUGGGAUUCACCGCGGCCGAAUCAGGUCUAUGGCCACAAGAGUGGUACGCGGGUGUGAAAGAGAUAGCAGUCAAAUCGCCCUUCCUUGUCUCGCAAACGUCAUUGCGUUCGGAAAUGCGCGAACUUCAGUACACUUCAGCUGUCAGGAAUGAUUCUGUCUCGCUCACUGAGCUGCAGGAGCUGAAGACGCAGAUCCUCAACCUGUUAGAUCAUCCGCCAGAUGUCACUGUCAAUGUCAAUAAGUUGACAUUUGCACCCUGCAUGUAUUUACUGAGCGUUUAUUGGUUGGAGACUUUGAGGGUGUGUAACUCCCCAGAGCCAAGUUUACAACCGAUUAUAGAAUAUUUGAGUGAUACAGCUUUGCAGAAGGACAAGAGUGGUAUGUGGCAAUGUGUUGCAAGCGUUGGAGACAAAGUAUUCCAGAAGUUUCUAGACGUGAUGUCUGACAAAGUGAAGGACGAGUGCCGCGAGCGCGAGCUGGAGAGCCACGCGCAGUUCCUGCUCGUCAACUUCAACCACAUUCACAAGCAGAUACGAAGAGUUGCUGACAAAUGGCUGGCGGGGCUCGUUGACCGCUUCCCACAUCUACUGUGGAACUGUCGAGUGCUAUGGUCAAUGCUGGAUAUUCUGCAAGUGCUAAGUUUCAGUCUGGAACUAGACGCUAAUCAGGAAACACCUUUACUUAAAGUCCCCGGUACUGACUUCACUCUGCAGCUACAAGACACUUUAGAAGGGAGAGAGGGAAUAGUAAAAGAUUUCGCGGAUCGUUGUCACGGUAUAGUGCAAGAGGCUAUGAAAUGGGCCCCACAAUCGACCAGAUCGCAUUUGCAAGAAUAUCUCAAUCAGGUGCCGAACUCAACAUUAUGGCACCAUUGCGGGCUGGCACUAGCGACAGGUGCGCUACUUGGUGCCGCGGGGCUAAACCGCGCGUCGGCACCUUUGCCCCGCGCCGCGUUAGACAAGCGCCCGCCUUGCGUCACACACGACUCCGCGGCAUUACUGGCUGUGGUGUCACAACGCAGUAGAUAUGCUGGUGAGGUGGCGGGCGCGGUGCACGCGGAGGGCGGGGGCGAGGCGGCGGUGUGGCGUGUGGGGGCGAAGCUGCACUCCGCGCUGCGCGACGCCUGCACGAGUGGCAGCGAGACUGCGCACCGUGCGGCAUUGUGGCGAGCCACCGCACUGCUCGUGCACGCAAGACACACUACAUCCGCGCACGCGCAGUCCUCGCCUACUGCGCGCACUUUGCUACAUAGUGUCGCAUGGUCUCAAGUGGACAUCUUCACGGAGGACGCGGUGACGACGGCGGUGGAAUGCUGGCAGUGGCUGACGACGGCGCGGCCGGACCUGGAGCUGCGGCUGCUGCAGGAGAUCUUCGCCGCGUGGCAGUGCACUGUGGACAGGAAGAUGGGACUCUUCUCCAAGCAGCAUGAUGAGAUCAGCCCCUUAGCAGCGUAUGAAGGUUCGAAGUUGGAGCCGCGCCCGCCGUUCGUAGCGCCUCAUGCGGUGUGGGUGCGCUACCUGUGCGAGGUGGCUGAUACUGCUAAGUACAACAGCCUGGAGAAGGUGGAAAUGCUCGCUAGCUUGCUACACAGGUCACUACCAAUUACUGUUGGAGAUAUUCGAGAUCACAUCAACAGGCAUGUAGAAGCGGCUGGAGUUAGAUUCAAACUGUUAUCCUGUGGCCUGUCAUUACUACAAGGGGAUAUUCUUCCUCGCUCGUUAGCACGUAAUAUACUACGAGAGCGAGUGUACAGCGUCUGCUUGGACUACUUCUGCAGAGGUCUGCAAUGCCCCGCUAAAAGUUCAGGCGCUCUCAGAGAGGAUAUCAUGUCGUUGAUUAAGUUCUGGCAAUUAAUGCACUCGGAUAAGAAGUAUUUGAAAAGCAGUGAUAUUGGUGAAUUCGACACAAUGGGUCCGAGUAGCCAACAGAGUAUCUACACGUCGAACUCGCCGACAGACAACCGCUCCUCCAUCAACAGCAGCGACAUCGGCAGCCGACAGACCACGGGCUGGAUUAAUACGGUGCCGAUGUCAACGACGACGCUGAGCAGCGGCGCGGGCAGCGCGGCCGGCAAGCGCUCCAACCGCAGCGUGAAGCCGCUCCUGAAGACACAGGACACCUUCGUUAAAGACUACGUUAGAAAGAGGAACUUGAUACUGGAACUUAUGGCUGUGGAGAUAGAGCUGCUGGUGACGUGGCACAACCCGCACGCGCGGCCUGAGCAGGCGGUGUCGGGCGAGGACAACAUCGCCACGUGGCGCUCCAAGCCCAACACGGAGCGCACCUGGCGCGACUACGCCAAGCACGCCUGGGACAUCAGCCCCGCGCUCGCCGUCUUCCUGCCGGAGAGGUUGAAAAAUGAAGCAAUAGUGAAGGAGAUCAGACGGAAAGUACAGUCGCAGCCGACGGCUGUGUGCCACAUUCCGCAGGCGCUCAAAUAUCUCGUCACUACGGAGACGUUGCUCAGCGAUGCUCAUGAGCUGGUGCAGAUGGUGACGUGGGCGCGCGUGAGCCCGGUGGAGGCGCUGGCGUACUUCAGCCGGCAGUACCCGCCGCACCCGCUGUCGGCGCAGGCGGCCGUCAACGCGCUCACCUCCUACCCCUCCUCCGCCGUGCUGCUCUACAUCCCGCAGCUGGUGCAGGCGCUGCGCCACGACACGAUGGGGUACGUGGCGGAGCUGAUCAAGUCGUUGGCCAAGAAGUCCCAGGUGGUGGCGCAUCAGCUCAUCUGGAACAUGCACACCAACAUGUACACCGACGAGGAGAUGCACCAUAAAGACAUGGCUCUCUACGAUAUUCUAGAAUCUCUAACAAAGAGUAUAGUGGACACUCUGUCGGGGCCAGCUAAGGCUUUCUACGAACGAGAAUUUGACUUCUUCAGUCAAAUCACCAAUAUUAGUGGUAUUAUACGACCUUAUCCUAAAGGUGCUGAACGAAAACGGGCAUGUUUGGAAGCCCUUAAAAAUGUCAAGGUUCAACCAGGAUGUUAUCUACCAUCGAAUCCAGAUUCUAUGGUUAUUGAUAUAGACUACAAAAGCGGUACUCCGAUGCAGAGCGCGGCGAAGGCGCCGUACCUGGCGCGGUUCCGCGUGCGCAAGUACGGCAUUGCAGACAUGGAGGCCGUCGCCAUGGCCAUCGCCAGCGGGGAGGAGCCCCCCACUGAGGAGGGCAAGGAUCGUUUCACAUGUAUAGCGGCGGAGACGUGGCAGGCGGCCAUCUUCAAGGUGGGCGACGACGUGCGCCAGGACAUGCUGGCGCUGCAGGUCAUCUCGCUCUUCAAGAACAUCUUCCAGCAAGUCGGCCUCGACCUCUACCUCUUCCCGUACAAAGUGGUGGCUACCGCGCCCGGGUGCGGCGUGAUCGAGUGCGUGCCGAACGCGAAGUCGCGCGACCAGCUCGGCCGCCAGACUGACAUCGGCAUGUAUGAAUACUUCAUCAAGAAAUAUGGAGACGAGACCACCAGGGAAUUCCAGGCGGCUCGCAGGUGCUUCGUGACGUCAAUGGCGGCGUACAGCGUGAUCGGCUUCCUGUUGCAGAUCAAGGACCGGCACAAUGGCAACAUUAUGCUGGAUACUGACGGACAUAUUAUACAUAUAGAUUUCGGAUUCAUGUUCGAGUCGUCGCCUGGUGGUAAUCUGGGCUUCGAGCCCGACAUCAAGCUGACGGAUGAGAUGGUGAUGGUGAUGGGCGGCAAGAUGGAGGCCCCGCCCUUCCGCUGGUUCUGCGAGCUCUGCGUGCAGGCCUUUCUCGCUGUCAGACCGUAUCAAGAAGCGAUAAUAUCUAUGGUAUCACUUAUGCUCGACACCGGAUUGCCCUGCUUCCGAGGUCAGACUAUCCGUCUCCUUCGCUCUCGUUUCGCUCCCAAUUCAACAGAGAAGGAGGCGGCGGCGUACAUGCUCUCUGUCAUACGAAAUUCCUUCCUUAACUUUAGAACAAGGACGUAUGACAUGAUACAGUAUUAUCAAAACCAAAUACCAUAUUAAAAGGAACCCUAUUCUUAUAAAAAUAGAGUUGAAAAUACAAAGCGAAGAAAGUUCCAGAACAAAUGAUACGUGACUUUUUGAAACAAAUGCUGCAGUAAAACUAAUCUUAAUUCGUGAGAAAUAGAGUCGAAAGUCUUUUAAUACCCAAAGGAAAAUCAAUAUACAGUAUUUUAAAUACAAAUAAACCGGACUAAUAUGGACAUGGACAUGACACUUCAGGGAAGAUUAUAAAUUAACAACUUUUAAAAAUAUUGAAAUGAUCAAAUUAUAUACAAGUGGGCAAUGGAGUAUUUAAGGAAAUACUUUGUUACGACUUCCAAUAAUUUUAUUUAUCAAUAAAUAAUGUAAACAUGUACAAAUGUUUGUGGAAAUUAUGAGACAUCUCUCAAGAAGAUAUUUACAAUCUUUUGCCUCCCGCUGAGAUUUUCCAUCAGCUGUUUCCGUGUUAUUCCACAGAAAUAUUUUAAUUAACGAUAUCUCUUAUCUGCCAUUAUGGCUUAAUCUUUAUUUUCCUUAAUAAGAAUUAACAAUUCACUUACUGUAAUUAAAUAAUACUAAAAAUAACAGUGCAAGUGUACUAAGAAUUUAAUAAAAAAUAUUCACUAAAUGUAUGUAGUAACUUACAAACAAGAAUCAUUAUCAAGUUACAUUUAGAUGUGCAACACUAGAUGUGGCAUGGAAUACCUAAAUUAAGUAUGCAUUGGUAAAUUAUUUAUUACUACUUCGGGUUUUAAACUGCUUUUUCUACCAUAAAUCUGUUUCCUCACUCAUUUUUUCUAAUGUUGUAUACACAAAAAACUACUUAAUUGGUGCUAUCAUUUCGUAAAUACGCAGCCAUUGUUGUAGCUGGUCUUUCUCUAGCUUAAUAAGAUAGCUUGGCUUAUCCAGCUUGCUUUUUCUUUCAAAGUUCUUUGUGGAAUUGCCAACAUCCUAAACUUAAAAAAAAUGUUAUUGGCUGUUUCAAUUUUUUUUUAAAUACUAGAUUGCCCACUUACAUACAUUAUUCGAUUAUUACAUUUUACUUUAAUGGUGCAAUGUAUGUUAAUAUAGUUGAAAUAGAGAAGUUUACUUGUCCUGGUGGAUGGCUUGUUUAUUAGCAUGCUUCUAUUAUGCGUUGUUAAUUUUUAAUUAAUCAGGUAAAUAUGAAAAAUAGGCUUUUUAUUUUAGGUUAGAUGUCACAUUUUUACGGCGUAGUAAUUUUUUUAAAUCUAUGAUUAAUUUGAUCGAUAAUACAUCGAAAUUAUAUGCCUUAUUGAUGUUGCAAUAUGUAAAAAUUUAUUUGGAUUAUUUUAGUAUGUAAAUAUACUAAAAAUCAUACAAUCAUCACAAAAUGUUACAUGUUUUAUGUAUUUCUUUGCUGACUCAGACUUUUGCAGUUCUUUAUAUUUCAGCUGUUUUUUUUUUUUAUCCAAUUCAUUGAUUUAACUUAAACGAGCGUUUUAUGAAAUAAAACAUAUUUCAGUAUUAAAUUUUAUUAUCAUAUUUUCAUUUUAGCCAUUAUGCUUGCCAACUACAAACAAUAAAAAAGGCAAUCCCUAGAGUAUUGUGACAAAUGAAAAACAUUUGCUAUCUCUGUUCUAUAACAGGAAUGAGAGGGAUAAAAUAUGCUUCGGGUGGACACCCAAUGCAUUUACAUUCUUACAUAACUUAUAAAACGGUGUUUUUAUUAUUAGGAAGCCUAUUCUCUAUUAACAUCGUUAUUUAUAAUAAACGUUAAACUAUUUUUCAAGAAUUAUGUAAUUUUUUAUAAUUAAUAUUUAUAUUGGCAAUAUAAAUUAUGGCGUUUCAAUAUUCAUGAAUAUAGUUGAUUAAAUUAUCAGCUUGUACAAGUUGGGUAGAUAUAGAAUGUUACUUGGUGUUUGUAGUAUUUUGUACACAUGUUUCCUAAUGUUUAAAAAAUAUUAACAUAAAUUAUAUUAGUGAGUAGUUAAUUGUAUCAUAUCAAUAUAUAGUCAAUAUAUUCAAUAACAUAUUCAAGUAUUUAAAUAAAUUAAGUUACCUAUUUUUUACUGUUCCUUUGAUGUUGCUAGUAUUUAUAUUAGUUACUGUUAAGUUGUGCUGAUUUAUUGUUUUUUUAAAGAUUUUAAAACUUACAGAAAAAUGGGCAUUUCUCGUUGAGUCUUUUAGAUUCUAUCUAGAUUAAUCAAAGAAUUCCAUUCCGCUGAUAGAUUGCUGGUCGGCCCAACAGAAAACACAAUUAAAAUUAUCAAUUUGAAUUAGUAAUUAAAAAUAUCCAAACCAAACAUAACACAUUUUUAAGAGUUUGCAGUUGUAGUUCACUCACUUUUAAUUUACAAUCAUAGAUAGAAAUUAAAUUAUUUUAUUCAAUGUAAAUAUUC
This is a messenger RNA of Papilio polytes (common Mormon), 8765 nucleotides long. RefSeq names its product phosphatidylinositol 4-kinase alpha (gene Pi4KIIIalpha). The transcript is spliced from 37 exons. Bases 100 to 6426 code for a protein of 2108 amino acids. Gene Ontology annotation, cellular component: cytoplasm; plasma membrane. Lineage: Eukaryota; Metazoa; Arthropoda; Insecta; Lepidoptera; Papilionidae. Gene Ontology annotation, biological process: phosphatidylinositol phosphate biosynthetic process; phosphatidylinositol-mediated signaling. Gene Ontology annotation, molecular function: 1-phosphatidylinositol 4-kinase activity. The record is from RefSeq and is a predicted model, not a curated record.